GCCACUCAUUUCGUACAAAUCACAUUCAUUCUUCGUUCACUUCUUCAUCAUGCUCGCCCAUCUCUUGAUCGUCAUCUUUGGCUUCGCCGCCGCCCUUUGCCAGGCAGCCUACAGUUCGCAGCAGCCGUACCCAGAGAAGUUCAAGUACUGGGGAUGUGCCACUGUCGAUGCCGCCGGCUUUAGCAACCCCGUCCCGCUUCCCAACGGUGUCUUGACUCCUGAGAUGUGCCAGGCUGCUUGCAUCAACCACUUGUUUGCUGCCGUUUCUCCCACUGCUUGCCGCUGCGGAGACGACCCCAAUGCUAUCAAAUCCAUCAAUGAAGGAUUCUGCAACAACCCUUGCUCCGAAGAUCCCUACUCCCCCAUGUGUGGUGGAGGCUGCUCUGAGGGUGAAUCCGACAUCUCGAACCUGUUUGUCGUCCAGGCCGCAGUUAUUCAAGCCACCGAAACUCAGACUGAGCUGGGUGAUCCGGGGAAUCAACCUGCACCAGCCACUGACUUCUUCACUGUCACAUCUUCGGUGGUUCUGGUCGCUUCGGCUGCGCUCCCAUGGCAAACCUCCCUUGCAUCGACUGAACAGGAUCAAGUACCCCCGUCGUCACCAGUCACUGUUCAGCAACCCCCCGAGAGCCCCCUUCCUCCGUCAGCUUUUGUCCCAAUCGACCCGCCAACUACUUCUCCUGGCGAGCUCCUGGACUCGGCAUCAACUUCAACUGCCCAAGUUCCUACCAGUCUCACUUGGACUGAAGACGAACCUCCCACGACCCCGGUAACUGACCCAGAGUCACUCUCAGAUGGGUCCGGAAUCAUGUCGGAGUUUCAAGCAGAAUCUCCCACCAGCGAAACUCUAGUGACAGAGACUGGUCCUGUGCCUACCCCUUCCCCAACUGUUGAUGAGGUGGGUGUCUCAGAGGCAAACCAGUUUGAGAUCUCAUUGUUUGUCAGACUGAGUGGAUUGCUCUUCAUUGCGGUGGUACUCAUUUGAGGCUGAACAGCUGGGGACACUCAUUAAAGAUGGAAGUCUGAUAUGAUGAGUUUGUGGAGACAGUGUGGCAGUAUGAUGAUAUCGGUAAUAUCAAGACUGUUUAUGGUCGGUGGAUUAUGGAGGAAUCUUUUUGUAAGACAGAGCAGAGAUUAAACGAAUCUCAGAAGCAUCGAGCAGCUGGAGUCAAGCUGUAUGAACUCAGGUUGACAAUGAUCAUCAAAUGGAAUGAUAAUUCAUAAAU
Molecule: messenger RNA, 1226 nt
Organism: Fusarium graminearum PH-1
Lineage: Eukaryota; Fungi; Ascomycota; Sordariomycetes; Hypocreales; Nectriaceae
Exons: 2
Coding region: 50-985 (311 amino acids)
Source: RefSeq, a predicted model, not a curated record